This is a messenger RNA of Eublepharis macularius, 3344 nucleotides long. It is a transcript of the gene AMIGO3, whose product is annotated as adhesion molecule with Ig like domain 3. Bases 637 to 2262 code for a protein of 541 amino acids. Gene Ontology annotation, biological process: brain development. The transcript has a single exon. Gene Ontology annotation, molecular function: protein binding. Lineage: Eukaryota; Metazoa; Chordata; Lepidosauria; Squamata; Eublepharidae. The record is from RefSeq and is a predicted model, not a curated record.
GCAGAAGAGGGGGAAAUGUUUGCAAACACGGAGCUCAAAUGAAAGAUGAAACAAGGGGCAGGAAGAAUACAGCUGCUCAAUUCAACCCAGAAAAGAACAUACAAGGGUAAGAGCUCCCUUUUGGGCAUUCCUUACUUUUUACCAACAUUUCCAUUUUGGAAUGCAGAGAUGUGCUCCUACUUGAGCUUCCUUUGUGAUGAAUCUGUACAAGAGAUUCCUAACCAUGAGAGGAUAAUCCACUAAUGGAAACUUCAGGCUCCCGGGAUCAUAGGAUCAGCAAAAAAGAACACCAGAUGACACCACCAGAGAUUUCAAAUUUUGCUCCUGAAAAGGUUAUGUUCCUCACUCAAAAUAAACGGGCAUCACUGAAGCUGAAUGGCAGCAUGUAUCUGCAGCUCCAUGUGCCAUUUUUAGGAGCUGAGCAAACCAGCAGAAGUUUAAAAAGGCGCUGCCCUAAAUAAUGUUAGAUACAAGGCAUGUCUAAAUGGACCGUUCUGAACCAAUAGGAUUUGCCACUAAACUUUCUCUCCCAAGUGACUGAACUUUGCAUCCAUUUGGACUUCCAUUUCUUUAACUUUGGUGCAAGGAGAUCUAUUUUAGUGAUUCAUUCACACUACUGUGCAUCAUGGAAGGAUUAUGCUUGGUAUGAAUAUUACUUUGACAGCUUGGUUCCAUGCCGCUAUUAACAAAGGAGGGGAAACCCAUUGCUAUAUGAUGAAUAUGCUGCCAUUGGCUACGGUUAUCUGGAAACUUACUGGGAAUCUGCUAGUAUUCUUACAACUGUGUGUUGAAGUCAGCACUUUCAAUUCAUCUACCUUCAUGAGAUGCCCUGAGGCUUGUAUUUGUACUGCUGAUCUCUUGAGCUGUGCUAGGCAGGGGCUUCAGCAGGUCCCUGUCACACUGCCACCUACAGCCACAACCUUGGAUCUCAGCCACAAUGCCAUCACUCACCUUAAUGACCAUUGGCUGACCACCUUACCACGACUCCAAACCCUCAGGAUCAACCACAAUCAAAUCAAUGACCUCUCGCAGCAGGUGUUCCACAAUGCCAGUCAACUUGUGCACCUGGACAUGUCUUCUAAUCACCUACAUGCUGUCAAGAAGCACUACUUUGAAAACCUUGUGAACUUGCAGGAACUCUUGCUAUACCAUAACAAAAUUGUAGAAGUAGAUGGAAAUGCUUUUGUCAAGCUCACCAGUUUGCAAAAAGUCUAUCUAAGCUGGAAUCAAAUAACUAAAUUUCCAUUCAGAUCCAUUCAAGGAUUCAAACACACUCACUUGAGGACCCUUGAUCUUUCUGCCAACAAUCUAAGCAGCAUCCCUGUUGGAGUGAUAGCAGCCUUGCCAGUCAACAUAAAAAAUGGUUUAUAUCUUCACAACAAUCCUGUGAAAUGUGAGUGUUCUCUCCAUCUGAUGCUUCAAGAAUGGAAACAUCGUGGCUUCAAUUCUGUGCAGGAUUUCACAGAACAGCACACCUGCCAAGCCUACAGCAAUGUGCCACGAUCCACAGUCAAUACCUUCAAAUAUAAGUAUUUUGAAAACUGCUCUAGGAGCCUAAAAGAACUUGGCAUUCUAAAGAUUCCCUGCAAAUUUGGAGAAUCGUUGGUAAUUCAUUGCAACACAAGCCUUCAUGACGACAACACUACCAUCUAUAGGUGGUUCUCUCCCAGACAUGAAUUAUUCAUGUAUCUUGAGCACAGUGAUGAGACACACAAAGUUUUUAAAAAUGGAAGUUUAAAGAUUAUAAAUGCCAAACCUUUGCAUGCUGGUGUUUAUGUGUGUGUAGCUAUCAGCGAGCGCCAAAAGAUCAACGCAACUCAUGAAGUCAACAUCACAAUUCAGUACCCCAAAGUGGUUGACUCUUUCAAUACUGGGAUCACAACCCUCUUAGGGUGUGUUGUAAGUUUGUUACUGGUCCUCAUGUACUUAUACCUCACACCAUGUCGCUGCUCUAAGUGCUUCAAGAAACCUGUAAGUCCUCCUCAAGACUGCAGUGCCCAAUCAUCCAUCCUCAGUACCACCCCACCAGCCACAGAUGGGCCGAAUCGGAAGAUCAGCACAAACAAACAUGUUGUUUUCCUAGAGCCCAUCAAGGAGGCCCAGAACGGCAAGGUCAGGCUGGCUGUCAGCGAGGACUUUCCUGAUGCUAAAAGCCCCAAGCACCUGCAGCUUAAGCUGGACUCAGAAUCCAUCCGUUCAGUCUUUUCAGAUUGCCCUAUCAUGUCCUAUGAAGCACAAGAGCUGUCACAAGCAGAUGGGUAGCAAGCAAUCCCCAAGAAGGAUGUAACUAGGGAGGAGGUGAAGAAGAAGGAUCAAAUUUGUUUCUCUUGUGGAAGGAAAAUACAAGAUGUAUUCAUGAAGCAGUUGCUCAGCAAAGUAUGGAGAAUUUCCCUUGGAUAGUGGAUUAUGGAUCAGUCUUAUUUUCCAAGAUUUCCCUUUGUGCAUAAUAUUUUUUUUUCCUUUUAGCAACUCCGGUCUGAUUCUUCCACAAUCUAUUUAUUAUACACCACGAAGUCAACAACCUUCAAUGAAAGAGACUGAAUGCUCUUUACACAUCCCCAGUGACUGCAGCCUGCUCUGUGAAAGAUACAGUAUGUUGCAGCAGAAGGAGGGAACCCCCCUCACUUUAGAAAACUGCUGUAUAGUUCAAGCUUGUGUUACGGCACUGACCUUCAGGGGAUACCUAUUUGCUAUAGAACAAGCCUAUAUUUCUGGAGAAGAAAAGACUGCCCUGACCAACUAAACAGGGAACUGUUCCUUAUUUUUAAACUGCUUUAAUCCGAUACUGCUUCCAUUGCUAAUUUGAAAAAUGUUCCUGUGGCCUCUUCUCUAAUCAACUCACAGCAUGGUUAAAAACAGAAGCAAAGCUCCAUGCAGGGAGGCCACAAGCCUCAAGAUAACCACUUCACAUUCUGGAUAUUCUUGGAUAUAUGCAAUCGGUCACGUAAGUGUGAGAAACUAUCAGCGUUAACUGUGCAUUUGAACCAACUUAACAAACUGCUUUCAUUAACUGAAAUACAAAAUGUGCUGGCUGCCAUGUACCAGGCUACACUUCUAAGCAACUGUUUUCCACGCUUCAGUCUCUAAGCAAGCAAGCUUCAAGGUUAUAACAGAAUCCUACUAGCUCAGUAAUACAGAUUUUGGAUAGUUGCAGCAGCAAAAACAAAAUACCUUGAGCUAGACCUGAAAAGGGCAAAUCACUCCCCUUGCUCUCAGCACAACAUAGGGGAUUUUUUUGGCUUAAGACAACAUGCAUUCAAACAAAGUAAAAAGGAUGGUAUUCUACACACAGUGUUGAUGCUGUUCCUUUGCUUUAAAAUAAAUAAAAUAAAACAUACUGUUAA